Messenger RNA from Benincasa hispida (wax gourd), 1156 nucleotides. Its product is annotated as TLR4 regulator/MIR-interacting MSAP protein. NCBI's taxonomy places the organism in Eukaryota, Viridiplantae, Streptophyta, Magnoliopsida, Cucurbitales, Cucurbitaceae. The record is from RefSeq and is a predicted model, not a curated record.
UUUUCAGAUUUGCAAACGAAGAAGCACUGAAGGCGUUUGAAGAGGUGAAAUUCAGGACUCGGAUUUGACGAAGCGCAAAUGACGAUGAAAUCCAACGCGUGGGUUCUAUUGUUAUUAGUGAUCUACUCCGGCGUCGUCAGUUGCAUUGAUGACAAAUGCGCCGCUUGCAAUGCUGUUGCCGAGGAGAUAGAACAUGGACUUUCCAAUGAAAAACCGAGGAAUCAUUUAGAUAUGAGACAUCGGUUGGAUUCUAAAGGUCAGCGUAAGGGGAAGGUGAUUGAUUACAGGGUCAGUGAGCUAAGAGUUGUGGAACUCCUGGAUGGGCUUUGUGAAAAGAUGCAAGAUUACACUAUUGAGAAGACAGAUUCAACUGGACAACAGUGGAUCAAGGUGGACAACUGGGACAACUUGACAAAUAAACAAGAAGCUCGGGCUUAUUCUAAAGAUAUAUCAACUUAUUGUGGGAGAUUAUUAGAGGAAACAGAAGAUGAUUUAGCAGAGUUGAUUAAGAAAGGAUCUGUCAGGGCAGGUGAUGUUAGCAAAGUCCUAUGCCAUGAUUUGAGCAGGCAUUGCAGCAAGGCGAGCAGUGUUCAUCUGAAUGAUGAGGACGACGAAGCAGAUGGAGAACUAUGAAAAGAUAGGAUGGGAAGAGAAGCCAUAAACCAUGCAACAGUUAGUUUGUUUCAAAUCAGGAGUUAUGUGCUUACGCUCUUAUUUUCUUGUAUAACAGUAAAAGUUUGAUUGCACCUUCAAUUUAUAAUUUUGAUAGAAGGCUCAGAGGAUGGGGUUAUGCGGACUUAAAAGCCUGAUAUUGAUGUUCUUGUAGUAAAGCUUAGGAACUCGGGUAGGCUUCAUCAAUGGGACUUCUCUCCAAGGAGUCAGCCAGACUCUGAACAUGCAUUAAGCUAAAUGAUCCAAAACUAGAACUAACCAUUUAUAAUAAGGUUGUGAUAUUAGUAACCUGGUAAUUCACAUGCCAGCCAUUUGUCUAUUGUUGAUGGGAUUUUCUGCUGAAACAUUAGGUGAAAAUAGAUGAUUUGGCGAGUUAGUGUUCUGAGUGCCCUUUGCUCAUAACUCUUAAGCUAGAUACUUGGAAUGGCCAUGUAACUGUCAAAUUUUCACUUGUUACUUAUAGUGGCAUCAAAUUUUCAAGCUU